AUGUUCAUGCUAAGACUGGGCCGAUGUGUGGAUGUGUUGUACUCAUCGAUGCAAACCAUGCAUAUGCUAAGACUGGGCCGAUGUGUGGAUGUGUUGUACUCAUCGAUGCAAACCAUGCAUUUGCCGGACCCGACACUCAGAGUUACGCUAACAGCGUCUCGAAUCGCAUCUUCUCUAUACCUGCUGUGCGAUCACAUGCUAUGGUUGAGUGGGACGGGACUCGUGGCCAUGGAUUCAAAGCAAUGGUCGCAAUGGAGUAAUAAGUUUUGGUUGUAUUCAAUUACCAUGAAUUUGGUGCGAGAUGUCUAUGAAAUAAGCAAUUUAUUGAAAGCCAAUACUUAUGUGACGUCACAAAAGCAUUACUUCGGACACUCAUCUCGUAUUGAUGUAAUUCCUGGCAAUCCUUUAGACUCGUCUCCCAAUCAAUACUUAAAGCUAAUUGAAUGGAUUGUCAGACAUAAGAAUGUAUGCGUCGAUACACUGAAGAAUUUUUGUGAUUUAUGGAUACCAAUGACCGCUUUGGGUCACACAAGACUGUCGGCGCAAACCAUAGGCUUUUUAGGCUUAUUGUCAUCAUUAAUAGCGAUUUUGCAGGAUUGA
This is a messenger RNA of Medioppia subpectinata, 600 nucleotides long. Lineage: Eukaryota; Metazoa; Arthropoda; Arachnida; Sarcoptiformes; Oppiidae. The record is from the annotation of a GenBank genome assembly.